AGCAGCAGUUCCAAUCUGAGUACAGUACAGUACAGAGAGUGAAAGGAGCAAGACAAGCACGGCUCUGUGUGGAUUAUAGGACUGCAGAAAGGGGGGGAACUGCGCAGGGACAUGGGGACUACAAUAACACUUCCACUGGCACAAAAGCUGUACUAACUUAUGUGAAGGUGGGUCCUUCCUACAAAAGUACUGUGAGGGCCAGAAAAUUAACGUAUGGUUGCAAACAACAGGAAAGAAGAAAGGACAUCAAGUUCUAUAGGAGAUCAUCCAGAAAACGAAGCGAGCAUUUCUUCUCAAGACUGAUGGUGUUAAGCAGGAUGAAGCUUGGGCUUGUGGGAACUAUCAUGCCAGGAGGGACUAGUGGUUCAUUUGGACUGGAAUCCUGUCUCUGGAAUCUAUCCCUGGACAUGGAGGGCAGUAUCGGAUCCUUUUGGUGAAGGCAUAUCACCUCCUAUUCCAUACAGAUCAUGAUCAGUAGAUAGCAUCCCACAACAUGACCAUGGCUCCUCGGAAAAGGAAUCGUCAUGCUCUGGGAUUUCUUUGUUGCUUUGGAGGCAGCGACCUCCCUGAAAUCAACCUCAAGGACAAUAACCCCCUCCAGUUUCUGGAGUUCUCUGUUCCAAUCCCAUCAGCAGAGGAGCUCAAUGCUAGGUUUGCCGAGCUUGUGGAUGAACUGGAUCUCACGGAUAAGAACAGAGAGGCUAUGUUUGCACUUCCGCCAGAGAAGAAAUGGCAGAUUUACUGCAGCAAAAAGAAGGAACAGGAAGACCCUAAUAAGCUUGCUACCAGCUGGCCAGAUUACUACAUUGAUCGCAUCAACUCCAUGGCUGCAAUGCAGACUUUAUAUGCUUUUGAUGACGAAGAAACAGAAAUGAAGAAUAAAAUAGUUGAAGACUUGAAAACAGCUCUGCGGACUCAACCCAUGAGAUUUGUGACCAGGUUUAUUGAGCUGGAUGGCCUGAGCUGUUUGUUGAACUUUCUGAAGAGCAUGGACUAUGAGACCUCAGAGAGCCGCAUACAUACAUCUGUUAUAGGGUGUAUCAAGGCAUUGAUGAACAACUCCCAGGGACGGGCACAUGUCCUAGCUCAUCCAGAAAGCAUUAACAUAAUUUCCCAGAGCUUACGGACUGAGAACAUCAAGACUAAGAUUGCUGUGUUGGAGAUCCUAGGAGCGGUCUGCCUGGUACCAGAUGGCCACAAGAAAGUCCUGCAGGCCAUGCUUCAUUACCAGGUCUAUGCUGCAGAGAGGACAAGAUUCCAGAAGUUGGAACGUGAUUCCCCCCCGAGCACUCUCCAUCAGGUUGAAAACAAACAGUUCUCUUCAUUUUGAAGAAUGAUAGAUGCUGAAAAACCC
Molecule: messenger RNA, 1354 nt
Organism: Alligator sinensis (Chinese alligator)
Lineage: Eukaryota; Metazoa; Chordata; Crocodylia; Alligatoridae
Gene: DAAM2
Product: dishevelled associated activator of morphogenesis 2
Exons: 10
Coding region: 494-1330 (278 amino acids)
Biological process (GO): regulation of non-canonical Wnt signaling pathway; actin cytoskeleton organization; negative regulation of oligodendrocyte differentiation
Molecular function (GO): small GTPase binding; actin binding
Source: RefSeq, a predicted model, not a curated record